AUGGAAAAAAGUACAAUGACCGACCUGCUGAAGCAAGUAAUGCAGCUAUUCGAAGACACAGCCGAAACUGUAUAUAAUCAGAUGAGGAGAGAUGUCAAAUUAAAAAUAGAGGAGAUAGCAGAUAAAGGCCUGACAACUAUGCUAGAAAUCAGUAGAAGAAUAGCGGAAGGAAAAAUGGAAACAGGAAAGGAAGAGGUUAAAGGGAAAGUGGAAGAGCAAUUGAGAGAAAUAAAGGAAAUGAUAGGAAAUAAUAUGAAAGAAUGGAGAGAAGAAAAGGAAAAAGAAGAAAAUAAAAGGCAAGAAGCAGAAGAAGCCAUCACAAAUAUAAUUGAAAAAGAGAUGAAAAAUAUAAAUGGGAAAAUUGAAUCAUCAGAAGACAAUAUAACAGCAGAAGUGAUAGACCUGCAAAACAAAAUAAAAAUAAAUCUUGAAAGUGAAAUAGAAAGAAAAAUUAGCAAUAUAUUGGGCCCAGUAGAACGCUCGAUGAUUAAAUGCAGUACAAAGGAUAUAAUAUAUGAAAUUCAAAGCGUCAAAAAGAAGGUGGAAAGUGAAAUGGACAGAUUGAUAAUCAAAGUGGUAUACGCGAGGAAGGAAAAAACCGAAGAAACAAGAGACGAAAUUAAAAGAACAAUAACGGAAAGCAGAAAAGAAGGUGACCAGGGAGGACGUACGGAUUCGUACGCCAACAUAACAAUAGGGCGUAGGCAUCAACCAAUUGAGACACUGCACUCUAUAACAAUAGCAUCAGAAAACGCAAAUGAAACCAGCGAGGAAGUCCUGCAAAAGACGAGUACAAUACUGGAAGCAGAAAAAGGAAAGGUGAGGAUCGAUAGAGUAAGAAAGAGCAAAUACCAAAAAAUCGUUAUAGGGUGCAACCAAAGAAUGGAAAUAGAAAAAAUAGAAGAAAAAUUAAGGAAGGCAAAGGGACUCAUAGUAGAAAAGAUGACGAACAAAGACCCACUAGUCAUUCUGAAGAAUGUCAUAUAUAAGAUGACGGACGAAGAAGCCAUAGAGAGACUAAUAAGGCAAAACGGGGAAAUAUUCGGAAAAGAGGAAGAAAAAGAAAUAAAAAUAAAGUUUAGAAAGAAAACUAGAGACAUAGAACGAUGCCAUAUGAUACUCCAGGUCAAACCAACGAUCUGGAACAGAAUGAUAAAACAAGGGCACCUCUACAUGGGGAUGGAAAGGGUGAGGGUCGAAGACCAAUCGCCCCUCAUUCAAUGUACGAGGUGCCUGCAAUUCGGUCACGGCCGAAAAUUUUGUACGGAGAGUGCGGACAGGUGCAGCCACUGCGGGGGCCCUCAUCUCCGAGCUGAGUGCCCGGAUAGAGGGGAACCUCCGAGGUGCUGCAACUGUGUGCACUCAAAACAGGAUAAUACCGACCAUAAUGCGUUCAGCCAGGAAUGUCGUACUAGAGAGAAGUGGGAGUACCUGGCUCGCUCUACUACGGCAUACAUAUAGGAAGGCAUAUAACAAGGAACACAAGAAAUAAAAAACAAAAUUAUAAAAAAGACAGUCAAUACACACAGAAAUACAACAAUAUACACACAAAAAACACACACAAAGGAAAAUCACAAGUCUAAAGGGAACAUUAUUGAAAUGAGACCAGAGGACAUAAAGACAACACAAAAUACACAAAAACCAUAA
This is a messenger RNA of Diatraea saccharalis (sugarcane borer), 1647 nucleotides long. NCBI's taxonomy places the organism in Eukaryota, Metazoa, Arthropoda, Insecta, Lepidoptera, Crambidae. The record is from the annotation of a GenBank genome assembly.